AAGUCAUUGUCAGACCGAUGGAUUCUUCCUUCUCAUCUCCUCCAUCUCCAUCUCCACUCCCCCCACCAUUUCUGUUUCCUCUCAACUGCUUUCACCUCCCCCUUCUUCUCCUCUCUCAAUCUCGACCCUUCACUCCCUUUGAUCCGCAAAACUGCCUCCCUUCAGCAGAUCUGACUAUCACACUCUGCUUCACUUUAAAAAUCGCGGCUUUCUGGGUCGGAAUUUUCUGGAUCUAGGUUACCUCGGAUGAGUCAUGGAGACCCUUGUUGUUGUUGCUGCUCAGCCUAAGCAUCAGUACUAUCCCACAGAAUCUAGAUCAGAGGGUCUAGCAAGGUUCAAUUCUUCUCCCCCCAACAAGCUCCAGGAGAUCAAUUGCCGAACUUUUCAUGCUGCAGACGGGAUCCUUCCGACCCCUCUCCGGGCUUCGACUAUCCCAGUUACCAAACAGACCCCUCCAUCGGCAACACCUGCCACUCCACCUUCCGCUGAACCUGGUCGCUCUAAACCUGCCCGGAGGAGUAGCCCGAUCCCCAUCAGUGCUAAACCAAUCUGCUGUGAGAAAUUUUCUGAUGAAGGGUUCUUCGAUGGGAGUCUCUCCUUCUCCGAGCGGUGGGCGGGUCCAACCUACUCGAACUCGCCCCCGCCGAGCUCCUUGCCGAUUCCUAAGUUCUUGCAACUGCCUAAGAGGACUAAGUCCCUUGAUCUGCCUAGUUUAGCUUCUGAUGAUGAUGUUUCUGUCCACCCAAUUUCAAAGUCUGCUCCCGCCUCUCCAGUUAGGGGGUUCAGUCCUCCUCUUGCUUCCAAAGAUUUGUUCCGAAGUGCUGACUCUGCGACCAAGACCCUGCGUCGCAUUCUCAAUCUCGAGCCAUCUGAUGAGUGACAUCCCUCGGUAGUGAUGGGGAUGGGGGGUGUUGUAAAUAGGUUUCUUUUCAUGUGCGUUAGUGUCUUACUAGGUUGUAUAUAAGCGAAUGGUCGGGUUUCCUUCUCAGUAUGUUUGCACUUAAGAUUCUAGUUGUUAAGUUAUCUCCUAUCGUAGUGGCAGAAUAUGGUGGGUGGGAAUUGAGAUGCAAGUUUGCUUGUUUGUCUGUUCUUUUUAGGGAUUUCAAUUUCCGGAAAAAGUUGGCCAAGGAAUACGAGUCCCUAAGGUUCUUAGGCUGGAAAGGGGGAAGAGUUCCAAUCAGGAAAGUCUAGGAAUUGUUCUGACUGUGCAACUUGUUCUCGUCAGUGUUGGGAUGACAAAGUUGAUGGAUGAUACAAUUCCCGGUCUUGUGUUGGAUUUCUUACUAGAGUCCUUUAAUUCUAGAAGUUAUGUAUAUGCUGUAUAAUCUUACUCUACAUCUGUAGGUUAGUAAACCCCCCCUUCCUCCAAUUUCCGUUGACCGAUCUCCAUAGUAGAUCCAAAUUAGGCUUUCUUAGUUGAUGCAUCCUCUCGUAACUCCUCUGAUGGUUGUUGGUUUCACUACUGAGAUAUUACCGCUAUCCAUAACCUUCACAAAGGAUAACACCGUUCUUUCCUUUUCCUAGGAUCUCAUCCUCUGUCUGCUCUUUUGCCUCCUUCACCAUCUUUCUGGUUUUUAAGAGGGAAAGGUGGGAAGGGCAAGCAGUCAUAGAUUAAUAGUUCCCUGCCCAUUCAACAGCUUGACUUGUCACUCUCUCACGCCUUAAGUCUCGACCAGUUUCUUUCUGCCUGGCCUUAUUUCUGCUGUGGGUAGUGCCUUGGCCCUCAAUUAUACUUUUCCAUGAAGAUUGUUGAUGGCAUUGCAUUGUAUGCAAGGGAGCUCUUGGGAGAUUGCAGAGAGGCCAAACUUGUAGCUCGGAUAUUUACAUACUUGGUUGAGCAUGGUCUCUUUCUUCCCCGGUGGCAACUGUUGUCCGGGACCGCUGUUCGAUUCGUAAUCUUGUUAGUUCAGUGUCUUAGUUGAUGUCUAGCUGUUAGCUUGAAUCUUAUUGUCUUAGGAUCUAAACUUGUGCUUGUUUAGUUUGUUCUGCGUAGACAGCAAAGUUGUUCAUCAACUACAUGUGCUCCUUUUGCAGCUUUAUUUAUGUUGUGCUGGGUUUGAUGUAUGUUCUCUCUCUUAAAUCUUGCUUCGUAAUAUUAGAUUACCAGACACAAGAAAGAAUUCUUUAAGUUGCAUCA
Molecule: messenger RNA, 2137 nt
Organism: Punica granatum (pomegranate)
Lineage: Eukaryota; Viridiplantae; Streptophyta; Magnoliopsida; Myrtales; Lythraceae
Source: RefSeq, a predicted model, not a curated record